AGUAGUGUGUGUACCAGACAAGUAGCGACAGUGCAGACCUACAUGUAUUAUGUUCAAAGGAGCUACUCGUCUUCAUACCACUGUGGUAUUUUAUGGUGGAGCACAUGCUACCGCAUUCACUACAAUUCACACCUUCAAUAUGCCUCACAUCGUGUGUACCAUGUCCAAAGUGGUUGCUGCAGUGGAUAUCACAGUGCUGGAGGAGAGUGUGUCUCUCCUGCAGAUGCACCAGUAAAUGUGAUAGUUGAGAUCUUAAACUCCACUGCCAUAUACAUCCAAUGGGACCCCCCUCUUGCUCCCAAUGGUAUCAUCAUCCUUUACACGGUCUACAUCAAUGGCAGCCUUCUCCUCAAUGUCAAUGCUACAAGUGGGACUCAAAACAUAUCCCUUGAUGGUUUCUCUCCCUACCAAAUAGUGAAUGUAAGUCUUUCAGCCAGUACUGAAGUUGGAGAAGGGCCUUUGACAAAUACACAAAGUGUCACCACUCAUGAAUCAGUUCCUGGUCCCGUAAGGAAUCUGAAAGUAGUUGCACCGACCGCUAAGAGUCUCCACAUAUCAUGGAACCCGCCACGAUACCCAAAUGGAGCCCUUACUGGAUACAUAGUCUUGGUUACAAGCACCACAGAAAUCAUCUCCAGAAUCAUAGCUGUUCAUGAAACAAUAAUUAUAGAAAGCGGAAUUCGUAAGUUAAUGCAUUUUGAUAAAGGUUUCUCAGGUCAAGCACUCAAGAUCAGAACAUUGUCUUUUAGAACUCACAUGGUUGUUUUCCUUGAAGCAUUUUCAUGA
This is a messenger RNA of Geodia barretti, 786 nucleotides long. The record is from the annotation of a GenBank genome assembly. NCBI's taxonomy places the organism in Eukaryota, Metazoa, Porifera, Demospongiae, Tetractinellida, Geodiidae.